Cladocopium goreaui is the source of this 5226-nucleotide messenger RNA. The record is from the annotation of a GenBank genome assembly. Lineage: Eukaryota; Dinophyceae; Suessiales; Symbiodiniaceae.
AUGAUGGUAGAGGAGCAGCAUGUGGCUGAGGGCCAGUUGGCUGCACCAGCCCUUUCAGAGUGCAUUGAGGUGGUUGCACCUGGGGAAGCUGGCCAGACAGGCCAGAAGGCAUUCACUUUGCCAUAUGGUGUGUGCACUUUGCCAGACUUACAGCAAAGGGCCUACAUCAACAAAGAUGGCAAAGCUGAAUGGGUUUGGGCCAGGGUGCACAGCUACUGCCAGAUCCAGAAGGAACCUGGCAGAAUGCUGAUGCACAGCAAAGAUGCACUCCUGAAAGAGCUGGGAGAGCUUCAGGUGCCUGAGGCUGGCCUCCAUUACAGGGGCAUGGACACACCAGCUGGUGAGUCUGACUGGAAGGACCACACUUUGGAAUCCUCAACUUUGCUUGGGGCCUUGGUGUACCUCUCCAAAUUGAGACAACUGAAGGAAAAUGCAAAAGUCAAAGCCAUGAAGCUCCUGUUGGAGCUGGCAGGGAAAGCCUUGCCAUUUGCCAACCUACAGCAGCCAGUGCCUGCCAUGCUCCAAAGGCCUACUGGCCCCAUGGCAAGUGCCCAGCUCUUCUUCACACCCCAGGGCCUGACACAGGAUUGGGGCAAGUUGCUGGCACUGUCACCAGGGGGUGCUGAGCUGUGGAAAAGGCUUGGAACCAGGACUUGCCUGAAUAGAUGCAUUGCAUCUUCCUUGGAAAAUGCAACAUUCCAAGAUAUCCUCUUCUUCAAUGCCUACCUCAUGUGCCACCCCAAGGUGAAAGGAAGGGGCCAACUGCUCUGGACUGCAAUUGGUUCCACUACCUUGCCUGAGCUGGUCUUUCACCUAGGCACCUGGCUGGAUGCCCUUGCUUUGGCCAUGAAGGAGGAGCCACUUCAGAUGCUGCCCAUUCUGAAGACCAAAGAAGGCAAUGCCAGGCUGCUGGCAGAUCCAGUGAACCGCAUGCUGCUUCUGUGGAAGCUUAGGAGAAGCAAGCAGCAUAGGUUGGAGAUAGCUGGCACACAUGGUGAUCUGGGUGGCAACACCAUCAGAAUGAUGAGGUAUGAAGCAUAUCUGGAUUGCCUUUUGCACAGCAAGGCCCUUGAGUAUGCUUUCAGUGGCUACAAGCAAGUCUGUGUCUCCUGGGACCCCAGCUCCUAUGGUGGCAAAGACAUUUUCAUUGGAUGCUUGUAUGUGCCACAGUGCAACCAAGCUGCAUACCUCAUGAGCCAGCAUUUGGGUGCCACCUACCUUGGAGAAUUGGAUGGGUCAUUGCUUGAGCUGGGCCAAGCCAGAAAACUCACCAGACUUGAGGGCUACAGGGAGGUCAAAGGCCUAAGCUCAUCACUGGAAGGUGUGGGGCUGUCCUUGAAGGACUUCUUUGUGCCUGAAGGACUGGUGCUCAGGCCUUUGGCUCCCCAUGAGCUCAGGAUUCAAGGUCCAGGUGGGAGAUGGUACAUCCAAAAUGAAAAGACUGGAGAGACCAAACCUGAAGCCCCAGAGGACUUUGAUUUUGGGGCUCUUCCUGCUCUCAUCUCCAUUUCAGACCAAGGGCCAGCAAACACAGCUGCACUCAACUACUUGAUGUUUAGCUCCAAGGCUUUGCUUCUGUGGUCCCUAUGGGACCCUUACCACAGAGCUUGGAACGACCUCAAGUUGGCCCUCAAGCGCUGUGCUGGUGAUGGGUGGAGAACAGUGCUAGAACUCACCCUGGUUGCCAAUAUGAACUAUGGCCCAUUUGGAAGUGGCAGUUGGUUCUUCAAGAAGAAAGCCAAAUUGCAAGACUUCCUGAUGACCAGGGAUGUGAACAGUCCUGCCUGGAACAACUUCCAGCAUCUUAUUUGUCAAGAAAGAAGGGUUUCUGAACCCAGCAAUCUGGAAGAAGCACAGGAACUGUUCACUGAGAUGGCUAGCCUGCAAUCCUUCAACACCAAAGGCCCAUUGGUGAAGCUCAUGCGCUGGUUCUCAUUUUUCGAGUCAAUGGCAUUCCUGGAUGGUGAGUUUUAUAUGACUAAACUCAUCCUUCUCCAUGCUGCUGAGAAAGCAGAUGCUGGCUCAGAGGCAGAGAUUGAUGAGGGCUUGCCACAGGAAAAAGACCACAAGAAGGAGCUUGCAGAGCUGAAAAAACGCAAGGGCACAUGGAGGUUAGCCCCAAGCCUCAUCAAUGGCAAAUCCCUUUGCAUGAAGGACUGCAUCAUGGCCUGUGGGAAGGCAAUAUGGCAGAACUUCUCUGAGAGAGCAAGGGAGGUUUGCUCCCCCAUGCGGGUGAAGGAGCUGAACAUAGCAUGUGCUCAGAGCACAUUCUUACCUUGUGAGCUCUUGGACAUGUUGGAAUCUUCUUUGGAGGAGGAGAAAUGCCUGAAGCACCUCUUUCCAGAAUUCCAAGGGCAUGAAAGUGCCAUGACCUGGCAUUGUGACCUCUUGGCAAAGCUCCUGGAGACCAGGGCAAUGAGCUUGGCUGUCUUCUACCUGAUGCCACCCAGCCUCUACUGCCACCUGCUGUCCUAUGACCCUGAGGUGUCCAGGGAAGCACAUGACUUGGCGCGGAAGCAUUGGGGCAUGUUGCUAGCAGCUGAGGAGGCCCAUGCUGCUGGUGCAACAGUCAAGCCUUUGUCCAGCAUUUACUGGAGGUUCAGCCCACUCAUCAGGGCUUUGUUCAUGGCUUUUGAGGAAGAUGCCCGCAAGUGCCUAGUGUACACCACACAAAGUCAAGCCAUGAGAUUGCAGCUGCUCUUCACUCAGCACCUGGGAGAUUCCAGGCUGAUUGAGAACAUUCACCAACAUGGAAGAGAUCUUUGCAGGGCCAGCAAAUCCAAUUCCAUGUCGAAUGUGAGCAUUAUGGCCAAUGUCUUGAGAUGUGGUGUACUGGAGGGCAGGAAAGUCCCUAUGGUUGCUGCCAAGGAGAUCAUGAAGGCAACUGGCAUGGCCUGGCAUUCCAAGAACAAGGAGCCUGUGGUUCAAAAGUUGAGAACUCAUGGGAAGAAGCUGCCUGUGGAAUUGCAGCAGAUGAUGGCACCCAACAAAAAGGGCAAUGAGCAGUGGCCAUCUCCAAGCCCUGGCUCUUUGUUUCAAAGCUGUUGCUCCACAGACUGGCUCUUCCAUUACUUCUCAGACCAAGCUGCCACAGAUGCAGAUGUCAAUUCUGCAUGGCUUUCUUGCCUUGCCAGGCCAGGGGCCAUCUUGGCACAACAAUCCACUUCAUCAGUGGUCAUGGUCAUUGCUUCUGCAGAGUACAGCUUCUUGGGUGUGGCCAUGGAGGCCAAAGUGGGCUUGACAUUGGAAAGGGCCUUCCACUGUGUUGUGAGGCGGGAUUCCAUUGGCUUCCACCACAUCACAGACUUGGAUGAUUGGUUGGAGUUGCAGGUGGAGCCUUGCCUCACCACAGCAGGAGGAACUAGGGGCCCCAUUGGUUGGCGGAAGAUUGCUGAGCCUCUCACCUUGGAUGCAGCUGCUUUGCUGAAAGGCAUCACCUUGACAUUUCUGCAGCUCAAGGAUUUGGUUGUGGCAUUGGGGGGCUCCAAGAAAGGCAUAGCUUCCAAGAAGGCUGCCAUAGAGCUCCUCAUCACCAUGGCCUUUGCUGCUGACAAAGUGGAAGAGGUGAAGGCAAUGUAUGCUGCUGAAGAGGAAGCCAGGGGUGAUGAGCAGAUGGACUCUGAUCUCUCUGAAUUGGUCUCUGAGCUUGGGCAAGAUGAUGCCAACACCCAAGACCUCAAAGACUUGAAGGAGAAGAAGCAGGCCUACAGACAAAAGAAAGCCCUCAAGAAGGCAGAGCAGCAGGUGCUGCUGCAGGGCAAGGAGAAGUCCAGGAAGGAGAAGAAAUCCAAGGACAAGAAGAAGGUGAAGAAAAGGCAUUGGGUGCACCUGGGCCCAGAAUGGGGUGAGACCAAAGAGGGCUUCAGGUGUACAAACAAGAAGAACUCAGUGCCCAGAAAUCCAAAGUUGAAGUGGCUGGCAGCAAUUGACAAGGAGAGAUACCCACCUAGCACCACUUGCAUGCUCAGUGAACUCCAACUAGAGCAGCUGCUUUGGUGCUUGACUGGGCUUUCCCCUAAGAUUUCUGUGAAAGACUUGGAUGUGAAGACCAGAUGUGAGUUGACCCUUGGCUGGACUCAGAAGCAGCUGAUCAAGGACCAGGAAGACUUUUCCAAUUUGGAUGAAUACUCAAAUCAGCUGGGCUGGUACAAUUUGUGGAAGAAGACUUCCAAGAAGGGAGCAGACCAGCAAGACAGUCCUCCCCCACCUUCUGUCUUUCAGGAGUACAGCAAGAUCAAAGGGCCCAAUGGAGAGCUUGAAGUAUGCCAUGUGGAGAGGGGCAUGAAGGUGGUGGUGGGCCCACCACAUGCUCCCAUUGCCUUGGCCUACAGAAACUCUUGCUACUACUUGAAGCUGGCAGAGACAAGCAAGACUUCUGAGGUGCUGAUGAAAGCAGAUGAUGUGUUUGAGCAUGCUGAUGGUGUGCAAGCUUGGUAUGCCAAAGUGGCAGAGACUGCACUGCUGAACCAGGAGGACAUGUGGGCUCAGCAGUAUAUCAGCCAGAUGAAAGGACUACCUGAAGGGCAUUGGCAAGCUGUGCAACUUGCAAACUUGGAGCAGCACCAAGACCUCAGGGACAUUGAGGACCUGAACAGCUACCAGUUGUCCAGAGACUUGUUCUGGGAGUCUGAGAAGAGAGUGAGGUACACCAGUGUGGGCCUAACCCCCUAUGAGAUUCACUGCUUGAAGGAAGACCUGCAUGAGGAGUAUGCACACCAUGGUAAGAAGUUGGUGUCAUUGUUUGGCAAACCCAAGGGGGCUGGCCAAGCAGUGAAGGCCUUGCUGAACUUGUUUAGGAAGCAACAUGAUUGGGGCCAAGGGGAGAUGGUGAAAGUUGACACAAUCCACUUUUCUGUCCUGAAGCACCAGUUGGUGGUGGCAUGGUCCCAAUUAUAUGAUGACAUGGAAGGAAUGAGGCUGAAGUUGAACCAUCCAGAAAAGGGUGUGGUGUGUGAUUGUUUCCCUGCCACAGCCUUGAUGCCCAUGCUGUGCAUCCAUUCCAAGUUCACCAGAGUCCAGAUGAAGGGUGGAUUUGAGCCCAACAUCAUGGAGACCUUGUGCCCCACCUGCUCUUGGUGCAUCAGAUGUGGCAAGUGGCUUGGCUGCACAUCCACUGGGUGGUUCUGCAAAGUUGCUAUGGCCAAGAGCAAGGGCAACUUGGCUGCCUACAAGGCUGUUUCUGAGAAGGCCUGCCAGCUUGCACAGGCUUUGUUCCACAGUGGCUAG